Trachymyrmex cornetzi is the source of this 1778-nucleotide messenger RNA. RefSeq names its product Kv channel-interacting protein 2. Bases 605 to 1243 code for a protein of 212 amino acids. Lineage: Eukaryota; Metazoa; Arthropoda; Insecta; Hymenoptera; Formicidae. The transcript is spliced from 5 exons. The record is from RefSeq and is a predicted model, not a curated record. Gene Ontology annotation, molecular function: calcium ion binding.
CGUGUGGCACGUUUUCCUACAGACCCCCCGCGGUGGUUCAGUGUGGCACCAUCGGCGCAGUGUAACGUCAUCCGCAGCCACCGUCCAGCAUCGCGAAGGACGGACAGCAGCCGCAGCAGCCAGAGCGACGUAUCCCGUGUGCAGCAUCCGCAACUGGCAGUCCAGCUUUUUGCUGUAUCUCUUGCUCUAUCUUUCUCUCCUUUUCUCAUACCGCUCCGUGCGCGUGCGGAGCUCCUCGUUCGGAGCGUAUCUCGGGAUGCGUCGCGUCGAUUAGUGGUGGUGAAUCGAGUAAUCCCAAUAAUCUCGUCCCGCCGCCGAUAUAUCAGGGGCAGGUCGAGCAGGAAGUCUGCGCGCUUGCUGGCCGAUGAAGGCGCGUAAGAGCCGCGACAAACGUAAGUCCGGAAGGCGAGAACGACCGUAAAGCGAAAGAAAGAAAGAAAGGCUGCUCCGCGAUCGAGCUCUUCCUCCUGCUUCCUCGCCCCGUGUCCGUGCGACACCGUUCAAUAUAUGUGCCAUUGCCAUUGAUACUUGGACCAGUCGAUCGACUACUCAGCGGAGAGCGUCGUUGACAAGCAGAGCGACAGCCGGGGGUGAUAACUGCCGAAUGCAGCAAGAAGGAGAGCUUGAAGGACUCGGGGGCGUUUUAGGGAGCUCCGGGGGCGCCGCGCUCGCUCUUAGCGGCCGACACAAGCCGGAGGAGCUCGCCACUCUCGCGGCCACCACCAGGUUUUCGCGGAAGGAAAUCCAGCUGAUCUACCGAGGUUUCAAACAGGAAUGCCCGACCGGUCUGGUCGACGAAGAUGCCUUCAAACAGAUCUUCUCGCAAUUUUUUCCGCAGGGAGACGCAAGUCAAUACGCUCAUUAUGUCUUCAACACCAUGAAGAGGAAACCGUCCGGCAAGAUAAGCUUUGAGGAAUUCCUCACUAUAUUGUCGAAGGUGUCAAGAGGAUCGGUGGAGGAGAAGUUGCAAUGGGUAUUUGGUCUGUACGAUCUGGAUGGCGAUGGCUUGAUAAGCAAAGAGGAAAUGCUGGAUGUUGUGGGCUCCAUUUACGAGAUGUUGGGUCGUUACACGCAACCGCAAAUCCUUGAGCCGCACGUGGCCGCUCGCGAACACGUCGAUCGUAUCUUCCAUUUGAUGGACGCGAAUAAGGACGGUGUAGUGACCAUCGAAGAGCUGGUGCAGUGGUGCUCCAAGGACGAGCAAUUGUUACGAAGUCUCGAUACUCUGGACACCGUAUUAUGAGAAUUUAACGUUCUAUCGGAAAUUUCGGUAUCAGAUUAUCAAAUACGCUUUGAGCAAUGAUUAUGAAAUAUCAUGAACCUGUCUAUCGAUCUAUUCUGCUUUUGGUUUUGUAGAUGAGAGAAAUACGUAAAUUUUCAAUGAUUUAAUACUUAUACGUAUGACAAAGAAAAGUUGAUUGAAAGCAUUAAAAAGAAUUUUCUUAAAAAAAAAACUAUCUAAUUAAAUCUGUUUACGAAUCGUCAGCCUAUAAUUUAUAAGUGUAAUACAAAGUACAAUAAUUCGACAUUUGCGAGAAGAGAAAAUCAAAUGCGACCAACCGAAAUGUCAUUGCUCGAGACGUAUUUUUAAGAAAAGGCCCUGGAGAACCAUUUCGCACGUGUCUUUUGUAAAUAUGUAUGUACCUCGUUACACACCUACCCAGUCUUUCAAAUACAACAACUUUCGAUACGUCGUUCAACAAUUGAAAAUCUGAAAAAAUCAACGAUUUAAGUUGUCUUCAAAUUUUCUCGAAGCUUCACAGAGAGAAAUAGCUUAA